This is a messenger RNA of Chlorocebus sabaeus (green monkey), 3382 nucleotides long. RefSeq names its product minichromosome maintenance domain containing 2 (gene MCMDC2). Gene Ontology annotation, cellular component: nucleus. Gene Ontology annotation, biological process: double-strand break repair via break-induced replication. Gene Ontology annotation, molecular function: single-stranded DNA helicase activity; ATP binding; DNA binding. NCBI's taxonomy places the organism in Eukaryota, Metazoa, Chordata, Mammalia, Primates, Cercopithecidae. The record is from RefSeq and is a predicted model, not a curated record.
GGUAUCUGCGCGCAUGCGCGCUAGGGCUCCGCUCCGCCCACGCUGCAGGGGGCGAGCAACCACUGCCGCGCUCGGUGGGAGUCAAGGUUUUCACAUCCCUUCUACGAGUUUUGCCAUCUGUAGCUUUUACCAACAAUUGUGGUUUAAUCAAUUAGAAAUAGAGACGAGUCAUUAACCAGGAGAAAAUGUCAAAUCUAAAAAUGAAAGAGGCGGCCCUCAUCUAUCUUGACAGAAGUGGAGGCCUCCAAAAGUUUAUAGAUGAUUGCAAGUACUACAAUGAUUCAAAACAAAGCUAUGCUGUCUAUCGAUUCAAAAUUUUAAUAAAUCCCUCUGAUGUUGUUGAAUUAGAUGCUGAGCUUGGAAAUCACAUUUUACACCAACCUUUAAAAGCAGCUGAAGUUUUUCAAUCAGUCUGUUUUAUUGCUGUUAAGACUCUCUCAUUAAUUGGACAAUUGCAGACUGAAACACAAAUUAAUAUAGUGCUGAAAUUAACACAUUUACCUCCCCUGCCAAGUUAUGGUCUUGAUCUGUGUGAAUUUCCACUUGAUUAUACAUCUCAGAGAUUUUAUAUGAUGCAAGGAAUUGUGAUUGCAAUGACAACUGUAACCAAGUAUACACAAGGUGCAAGAUUUCUUUGUUCAGAUGAAGCAUGCCCUCUUUCAAAAGGAUUUCAGUAUAUAAGAGUGCAUGUGCCUGGUGCUACAGAAUCUGCAACGAUAAGAAAUGACUUUUUGUGUAAUCUAUGUGCAUCUUCACUUCAAGAAGACAGAAAAUUUAGAGUACUUGGUGAUAAACAAAUAGUUGAAAUAAUUGCCACAAAGGCACUUCAUGCUUUUCAAGGACAUUCUAACAACCAGCCAUUUAGGUUUCAAUCUGUUACAAUUUUCCUAAGAGAUGAAUCAGUGAAUAAAAUGAAUAUAGGAAAUGAAUAUAAAAUUAUUGGAAUUCCAACCUGUGUAAAAGCUUCACAAACUGCUGUCUGUAUAGAAGCAAAUAGCAUAACUUUUUGUAAUUCAAAAGUUCCUUCAGGAAUUAGUGACAAUUUCAGGUGUCUCCUCUCCUUAACUUCCAGCUCAUGCUGGAAGUUUACAGCAAUUCUUGCCAAUAUCUUUGCAUCACAAAUUACCCCUCCUGGGACUUACAAUUUGCUCAAGCUCUGUUUGUUGAUGAGUCUAGUACAGACAACUGACCGUAAGAAGGAACUAGAAGAUUGCCUGGAUAUUUUAAUUAUAACAAGUGAUACUCUACUCAUAGACAGGCUUCUGAAUUUUAGCAUAAACCUUGUUCCCCGUGGCAUACGUCAUCUAGUCUCUACUGAAAUUUUUCCCACUCUAUCCAGGAAUAAGUAUGGAACUGGAGCAGUUAGCAUUCAGGCUGGCAGUGCUUUGCUAGCUAAAGGUGGUAUCUGCUUUAUAGGAGACUUGGCUUCACACAAAAAAGAUAAACUUGAACAGCUUCAAUCAGUUCUGGAGAGCAGAAACAUCACAGUGUACAUCCCAGGAAAGAAGUUUGGGGAGGAUACUGAUCAACAGAUGACUUUUCCAGUUCAGUGCAGUUUUUGGUCUUUUGUUGAUAUGGAUUCAUCUUCAAGGAGAAAUGCACAGAAAAUCAACACUCUAAUUGGUCAGAUGGAUUGCAGUUUGAUUCCAGCUAACCUUGUGGAGGCAUUUGGUUUAUUGAUUAACUGCAAUGAGUCAUCUCCCUGCCACCCAUUUCUUCCUACUGUGCAACAUACUUUGAAGAAAGCCAUUAAUCCUGAAGGGCUGCUUUAUGCGGCUUCUAGACAGUUCACAACUGAAGAUUUUGAAAAGCUACUGGCUUUUGCAAAGAAUUUGAAUGUAGAAUUCAGCUUGGAAGCAGAAAGAAUGACUCAUGGCUAUUAUCUAGCAAGUCGCAGAAUCAGAACAGACUCUAUAUAUGGAUCAAAACUGUCGGCAUCUGCAUUAAAAUAUCUCGUUUUCCUAUCUGAAGCCCAUGCACGACUGAACUUAAGGAAUAAAGUGCUUAAAGAAGAUGUGCUGAUUGCAGCCUUACUAUUUGAAACAUCCCUCACAUUGAAAUAUGGGGCCACUGCAUUUUGUGUUGCUCCGAAUGCAGUAUUUCCAUUCAAACUGUAUAAUGAAGAAUACUUAGAGCAAAGGGAUCUCUAUCUAACUCAGUGCCAACAACAGCUGGAACAAUUUAUUGCCACAUAUGGACCUGGGACAACUAUUUUCUCUAGUGAUGAAUAAACAAUUUGAGGAAUUUUUGUUCAUUCCUACUUAAGCAGUGGAGAAAAAGUGUGAGUAUUUUGAGAGUGACUUUGAAGUAAUGCUUUGAUAAUACUUUGUACAGGAAUAUAUUACAAUACUAUUUUUAAAAAUAUAAAAUAUAGUCCCCUCAAAACUAAUUGCUAAUGUGAUAAAUACUAAUCCAAACCUCUAAAACCAACAGAAUUUUAAAACUUAGAACAAUGUGGACAAUUUAAAGUGAUGAAGUUGUCAAGGAGAAUACUAUAAAGAAAAACUGGUUAGCCCAGAAUACCAGUGGUGAAUAGAUAAAAAUGUAAAGAAUGUUGCAAUUUAAGCAGUGUGUAAAAUGUCAACCUUUAUGUAGUUCACUCUACUGUCACAAGAUGGCAAUAACUCUUUACCUACAAAUUAAAACAUUUUUCUUCACUAGUGAACUUGCUAAACUCAUGACUAAAUAUUUUAUAUAACCCCAAGUUUCAAAUGUAAGGCCUUUUCAUGCUUUAUUACUGGCAUGUCCAUUACAUACUACUGUUUUAGAAGCCCUAAAUAUGGAAUCAGGAAAAGCCUUGGAAGUUGUCAUGUAUAUGCCAGGUUAAAUGAAAAAAAUACACGGAAUCAAGGAGCCAAUAACUUAUAAAGUGGCUCUCUAACCCUAACUGGUUACAAGAAAGGUUCCAAAAGGCAAAGAAACCAACUUGCAAAUCUAGUCCUCAUUUUUGGAGGGAAGAUAUCUGCUGUGAAGAUAGGGGCAUCAUGAGAAAACAAAUCUACCUUGUAAAAUUUAUAAAUCCUUUUUAGUUCAGCUUCCAUAACUUUAAUAAAAGAUCAGUUCUAUUCACAGAAAAGCAAAAUGUCAUUACCAAAUUGUCACUUUAUUAACCAAGAUGCUACCAUGCAUCAAUUCUUUCAAAAUUGGUCCCUUAACAGAGAUGCUUAACUAUACAGCUGGACCUCUCAUUCUCCACAGGACCCAGAGGAAGUUGUUCAGUAUUAUUGAAUACCUACUAGUAGCAGGGAGAAAACAGUAUUAGUUUUCAGAAGCCAAAGGUAGUAUUUUUGUUGAGACGGGGUCUUGCUCUGUCACCCAGGCUGGAGUGCAGUGGCACGAUCUUGGCUCACUGCAACCUCCACCUCCCAGGUUCAAGCGAUUC